AUGAAGAGGCCAUCGUCUGGUAAAGGGGCCGAGAAGCCCUCUAAACAGCAGGUAAUGGAGGUUGACAAAGUCAAAUCUUUGUUCAACAAGAAAAUUUGGGACUCUCAGUUUCAAGAUCAGCUGAAACAGGAAAUCCACGAUGCCAAACCCUACACCUGGGGUAACAUUCGCGACUUGGUCGAUGAUGAAUUGUUACGUAACGUAAGAAAGGAAAUUGAAACGGAAAUUCAUUUCACCAAGAAAGAGACGGACAUCUACAAAGUGAACCAAAGCGGUGAUCUAGCGAAUCUUUCCGGUCUUGAUUGGGAUGAUUUGUCUCGUCUUCCAAAUCUAUGCAAAUUGAGAGAAAUCCUGUAUUCUGAGGUGUAUAGAGACGUUAUCUCAUACGUUACUGGCGCUGGGAAGCUCUCAGGUGCGAAAAUGGACAUGUCCAUCAACACAUAUACUAAGGGUUGUCAUCUACUGACGCACGAUGACGUUAUUGGUUCCAGAAGGGUUAGCUUUAUCCUCUAUUUGCCAGAUCCUGACAAGACUUGGAAAGAACACUACGGUGGUGGGUUAAGAUUAUUCCCCAGUAUCGUUGCAAAUGUUCCACAUAGUGACCACACCGCCAAGUUGGUCCCACAGUUCAAUCAAAUUGCAUUCUUUCAAGUUCAGCCGGGCUAUUCUUUUCACGAUGUUGAGGAAGUGCGCGUCAACAAGCAUCGUUUGUCGAUUCAAGGCUGGUACCACAUUCCACAAGAAGGAGAGCCAGGAUAUAUCCCAGGUGAGGAAGAGCAAUGGGUGAAGACUAACACCAGCACACUUGCUCAAUUGGAAUCGAAUGUUUUGCAAGAUUACGAGUUCCCCAAGGAUGAGAGGGAUAUUUUGCCGUAUCAUGAAGUAAAGCAUUUCGAAAAAAUACUAGCCGACCAUUCGGACGAAAAAGAAAAGGAGAACACUCCCGUGAGUGCGGUGGCUGAUUCAAACACAUUGACUGAUGAAGAAUUGCGCUAUCUUUCAGAGUAUAUCUCUGAGGACUACUUAACUGCAAGUGGGAUCAAAUCUCUUCAGUCCAAAUUUUUGGAAAAAUCAUUCUUGCAGAUAGAUUCCUUCUUGAAUGAAAAAAAAUCUAAACUUUUGAAACAAUUGAUCAGGCAUGAUGAAUUGGAAGAAGAAUGUCCAUACGAGGCAAACAAGGUUGAAGCACCCUGGAAGACGGCCAUUCCUCCACACAAAUGGAGAUAUUUGUACAUCGAUGGGAAAUCUCCUGAAAAUUUCCGUACUGAGCAAGAUAUUUUGGAGAGAUUGAAUAAUGAGGAAUUGCCCAACUAUACACUUCUAAAGCAAUCCUUGAACAAGAGCAAAAACAACACCGAAUAUGAGUUAAUCUCGUUGGUGGAAUUUCUCAAGAGCACUAUUUUCAAGAAGUACCUAGCUCUGUUAACGCUUCUAUGCCCAUUGAGUGAGCGUAUGCUUAUCAGAAGAUUUAGGCCUGGUAAAGACUUCACCUUGGCUACUCAAAUAAACAAGAACGAACUUUUGAAAAACAUUGAUGGGUUUGUUGAUGCUGUGUUGGAGGGUACUUUGUGCUUAACACCAAGUGCUGGGUGGGAAUCUGGUGAAGUUGGUGGGUACGAAUUGUACAUGGACAACCAAAAUGAUGAGGAAGCAGACAAAGACAUCGAAGACGCUGCGGUCUACAAGACCGAUGACUCCGGAGAUUCUGUUCUAAUCAACAAGCCACCUAGCUGGAACUCCUUAAAUCUAGUCUUGAGAGACGAAAGUGUUCUUCAGUUCAUUAAGUAUGUAAGCUGGUCAGCGAAGUCCAGCAGGUGGGAUGUCUCCAUGCAAUGGGAUGUCAAGACUGUUGAUGACGAAAAUGAUGAAUAA
This is a messenger RNA of Lachancea fermentati, 1872 nucleotides long. NCBI's taxonomy places the organism in Eukaryota, Fungi, Ascomycota, Saccharomycetes, Saccharomycetales, Saccharomycetaceae. The record is from the annotation of a GenBank genome assembly.